GUUUUCCAGAUGCCGGGCAACAAAGUGAACGAUGAUGAUGAUGAUUAUGAUGACGACGACGACGACGAUGAUGGUGUUGAGAGAAGAAAUCAGGGACAAGGCAUCUCGAAGGGAAGCCUUGGACUUUGGUUGACAUGGUCUCUUACCAUCUUGCUCUCAUACUGAACUGGCAGCAAUGCUAGACACAAGAUAGCUAUAAGAACCCUCUUCCUGCCCUCUGAUUCUGAUUUUGAAUUCAAGCAAUCAUUCUCUUUAACUAUCUACGAAGAUCUCCUUCUUUAUCUAUACUCAGAUUGACCACCCCCCCCCCCGUCCCUUCAACAAUAGUCUCAAACUUCUUGAAAAGAAAAUGCAGCUCACCAAAACCCUUCUCACUGUCAUGGCUGCUGCCUUCCUCGUGGCAGCAGCUCCGGCCUCUACAUCUGGCGAACAAGCUCUCCAGGCUCGAGGCUGCCCGAACAAUUGGAACGUCUGUGGUACAUGCAACGGCGGAGAUUGCAAAAUAGCACUUACAAACCAUAAAUGCGAUAUUGGAAAGUGUACGAAGCAAAGCGGUGGUGGCGAUGGAAAGCUCUGCGGUGCUGUUGAUGUUGAUACUCCUCUGAAGUGUCCUGGUCGUGGUUGAGGUUUCUUUUUAUUAUGCUGACGAUUUAUGAGUGUGGUGAAACGGGAUUUAUGCGGAGUUUCAACAACUCCUUUGAGUCUGUCAAGCUAUUUUUUAUAUAAAUGCAUUUCUU
Messenger RNA from Aspergillus candidus, 737 nucleotides. RefSeq lists its product as uncharacterized. NCBI's taxonomy places the organism in Eukaryota, Fungi, Ascomycota, Eurotiomycetes, Eurotiales, Aspergillaceae. The coding region runs from base 350 to 625 and encodes 91 amino acids. The record is from RefSeq and is a predicted model, not a curated record. The transcript is spliced from 4 exons.